AGAUAAAAAUCGAUGCUAAAAAGGUGAACAAUGACAAUAUAAAUUUAUUUAAUUGUUAAUGUACCUAAAAGUAAUUAUUACCUAUAUAAAAAAAACUUUUGUAUUAAAAAAUAAAUUUUUGUAUUAUUAUACAUAAUAAAAAUUAUAUUUUAAAUUUGGAAACAGAAAAAUAAAACUUGGAAUAAUUAUAACAAUAAACAGAUAAAAGACAAUGGCUGCAAUUGGAAUUGAUUUGGGUACUACAUACUCUUGUGUGGCAAUGUGGCAAGGUGGUCAAGUACACAUCAUUCCUGAUGAUCAAGGCAACAGAACAAUACCAUCUUAUGUGUCAUUCAAAGGUAACAAUUGUCUAGUUGGUGAUGUGGCAAAAAAACAAGUUGUUGUGAAUCCCUGUAACACUGUAUUUGAUGCCAAAAGAUUAAUUGGAAGAAAAUUUAAUGAACUACAAGUCCAAGAAGACAUCAAACACUGGCCUUUUCAAGUGGCUGAUGGAGCUGAUGGUAAACCAAAAAUUGUUGUACAAUAUUUCAAUGAAUUAAGGGAAUUUUAUCCAGAGCAAAUAAGCUCAAUGAUUCUUAGUGAAUUAAAAGAAUCAUCUGAAAAAUUUAUUGGUGAAAAAAUCGUUAAUGCUGUUAUAACUGUGCCAGCUUAUUUUAAUGAUGCCCAACGUAAAGCUACGAUUGAUGCUGGAAAAAUUGCUGGUUUAAAUGUGUUGAGAAUAAUAAAUGAACCAACUGCUGCUGCAUUAGCAUAUGGUCUUUAUAAAAAACUUGAUGGUGAAAAAACUGUGAUGAUAUAUGAUCUUGGUGGUGGUACAACUGAUGUGACAAUUUUAACAAUUGGCAAAGGACCAACAUUUGAUGUCAAAUCAACAUCUGGUGACUUACAUCUCGGUGGGGAAGAUUUUGAUUUAAAAUUAGUUGAUUAUUUAUGCCAAGAAUUUGAAAAAGAGAAUGGAAAAAAUCCAAAAAAUGACAAAAAAAGCUUAAGAAAAUUGCGAGUUGCAGCUGUUAAUGCUAAACAAGAAUUAUCAUCAUCAACUGAAUCGACUGUCAUGAUUGAUGCAUUAAUGGAUGGUAUUGAUUUUAAUAUUGAUGUUUCAAGGGCUCAAUUUGAAAAUAUAUGUUUUGGAUUGUUUAAAGAUGCUCUUAAACCUGUAGAAAGAGCAUUGGCUGAUGCUAAAAUUGAUAAAAUGACAAUUGAUGAUGUUGUACUUGUUGGAGGCUCGACAAAAAUUCCAAAAAUUCGAUCAAUUUUACAAAAUUUUUUUUGUGGUAAAGAGUUGAAUAUGACUAUAAAUGCUCAUGAAGCUAUUGCAUAUGGUGCUGCUGUUCAAGCUGCUAUGCUGACUAAUGAAAAAAAUGAAUCACUAGUACUUCAAGGUGUUCAACUUUUUGAUGUUACACCGUUAUCAUUGGGUACCAGCUGUGGGUUCGAUCAUCAAAUGUCUACUAUUAUUAACAGAAACACAAAAAUUCCAUGCAAACGAAGUUUAACUUAUUAUACGUUACAUGAUAAUCAAAAAAAGGUGGCUAUUGAUGUUUUUGAAGGAGAAAACCCAAUUACUAUAGAUAAUAAUUUUCUCGGAAAGUUUAUAUUAAGUGGUCUUACGCCAGCUCCUGCCGGCAAAGCUAAAUUUGAAGUGACGUUUGAGCUUAAUGUUGAUGGAAUUCUUCACGUUACAGCCCGAGACGAAUAUAAUGGACGUCGAAAAUCCAUGGAAAUAUCAUACAAUGAGGGAAAAUUAUCUGAACAAGAAAUUGAAAAUAUGCUAGAAGAAGUUGGAAUAAAAAAAAAUUAUGACAAAGAAAAAGAUGAAGAAUUAUUAGCAAAACAUAAAUUAGAAACAUAUAUUCUUAAUAUCAAGUCGUCUCUUCAAGAUAGUAGUUGUGAGCUAAAUGAUGAUAAUAAAAAUGAAGCUACUAUCAUUUGUGAUGAUACUGUUGAAUGGCUAAAAGAAAAACAUAUAAAAAAAGAUUAUUUAGAUAAACUACAAGAUGUUACGACUAAACUUACUUUUAUUAUGUCCAACAAUAAGAGAAAUAUUAAUAUGAUAUAUGAUUCACCAGUCAAACAACAACCCAAGAGAAAAUAUACAAAAAAGCCAAAACUAUAACAAGAUGUAAUCUUUUUUUUUUUUAUUUUUUAUUUUUCUAAAAUUCUAAACAGUUUGUAUUUGAGUUGCAUGUUUGUUAUUUAAAUUUUGCUUAUAAUUACGAGUUUUUCUUAAAUUUAUUUUUCAUCAAAAAUGGAAAAGUUAUUAACACUGAAAAUUAUUUUUUUGAUUAUUUAAAAAUCAUUAUUAUAUUUUUAAAAAGUUUAAAAAACUUUUUCAUAUUUUUUUUUUUCAGUAUAACUUCGAAAUGAUUUUUUUUUUAAUUAAAACGUUCAAUUUAAUUUUUUUCAUUAUUUAUAUGCUAUGUGUAUUAAUGAUUAAUUUUGAUUUUAUAUUAAUGAUCAUUAACUUCAUGUAUUAAUGAUCGUAAUCAUUUUAUGUGUGGCAAUUAAUAUAAUAUAAAAACUAUAAAUCAAAA
Molecule: messenger RNA, 2534 nt
Organism: Aphidius gifuensis
Lineage: Eukaryota; Metazoa; Arthropoda; Insecta; Hymenoptera; Braconidae
Product: heat shock 70 kDa protein-like
Exons: 2
Coding region: 212-2116 (634 amino acids)
Biological process (GO): protein refolding; cellular response to unfolded protein
Cellular component (GO): cytoplasm
Molecular function (GO): ATP-dependent protein folding chaperone; ATP hydrolysis activity; heat shock protein binding
Source: RefSeq, a predicted model, not a curated record